AAAUGGGCGUGCUCUCAUAUGGUGCUCUAUAGAAUAAUAAAAAUGGCGGAUGAUUUUGAUGAACUGUUGAAUGAAGUAGAGACGAGCUAUUGUCCAGUGAAGGAGCCUCAGAAAAGACUUCUCCCAUCAGAUAAAUACAGUAGGGACAUUGAUACUGAGAUUGAUGAACUCUUAGAUAUUGAUGAGGGAGAGGUGGAGGGAGGAGGUGAGAGGGCAGAGACUAAAGAUGACUCUGUUUUUAAAAUAAAAACUAAACAAGCAACUAACGGAAGAAAAUGCCAUCCAGUGUUAAUUGGUGGGUCUGGUAUUGAAUUAAAAUAUAACGACAAUAAAAACCAUGGUUGUGACCAGUUACGUUGUCUCUCAUGUGAUUCAAGUGUUUUAUCGUUUAAUAAUUACUCCUGGAUUGAUGAUGUGGAAUAUUUAUUUUUUAGAAAUAAUUAUCCGAAUAAUAAAAAAUUAAAAACCAAAUUAGUCUACAGUGAAGGUUACAGAUCUUAUGCCUGUCAGUGUUCAUGGAUUCAUGUUAAUAAAUUAGUUAAUAUUAAUAAUAUGAAAUCAUUGAAAUGGACCUGUGGGAGACAUUAAUAUUAAUAUCAGUAUAAUGAAAUUAAUAAUAAUCAUUAUUAUUUUUUCCAUUAGGUACUGCUGUUAUUAUCACUUAUUAAUGACAUUUUUAAUAUUAACUAUUAUAUCACUUUUAAAAUGUAUUGAAAUAUUUUAUGCAA
This is a messenger RNA of Amphimedon queenslandica, 728 nucleotides long. Its product is annotated as protein C8orf37-like. The coding region runs from base 19 to 588 and encodes 189 amino acids. Gene Ontology annotation, cellular component: cytosol. The record is from RefSeq and is a predicted model, not a curated record. Lineage: Eukaryota; Metazoa; Porifera; Demospongiae; Haplosclerida; Niphatidae. The transcript is spliced from 5 exons.